AUGGGCAUCGCCAUGAGCCUAGUGGGCAAGAUGGGUAAGCUUCUCCCCUCCCUGAAUCUGUUGGGUCUCCUUCGACAACUGUCGCCACCCCUCGUCCUUCUCCUCUCCUUACUGAUGCAUCUGAUGCAUGCAUGCCUUCGACGAAGAACUCUUUCUCCUUUGAAUGCAUCGGGAUGAUCUGCCGUUGACCCUGAUCGCCGAUGUGAUUAUCCUUUUGAAACCCCAGAAGUCAACGCCCGUCGACCCCGUAGGAUGUUACCUCGGCAUCUCUAGCAUCAACCGAGGGGGGUGGGGUGUGAUUGUUGAUAUGCUUUGCUUGUGCUUAAACAUGAAGCGAAUAUUAGCCGUGUUUGAGCAGAGAUCUUGGUCACUCGGGCUCCUCGGCCUCCACGGUUGUUCGUGAAAAAUCAACCACCCCCUGAUCCCGAGAGGUCUCAACGGGUGUGGGUCUGACUUCGUUGGCUUCUUCCUAGGGAUGCCUGUGUCUCUCUCGGCAUUGACCGACAGGAUUUUCGAUCAGUUCUUCAGCAAGGAGAUCAAAACCUUUGAGGAAUUCCACAUCCAUUACCUUGAGGUUUGCAAGUAAGGCUUCUUCUGUUCUUAUUUCCAACCAAUAAAAUCUUUACGUCUACACCCCCGCGAGUAGAAAACUGAUCCUCCCGACUUUCUCGCAGCAAGCUGAAUUCAACCAUGAUCGGGCAACACUACGUGGCGCCGGAAAUGGCGAAGAUCAAGGUCAACGCGAAGAAUUCAACUCGUGUGCAUUUUUUUCAUUGAGAUGCUGAGGUUCGUUCUACAUGCAGGAAUGCUACAAUAAUUGGUCGAAGGAAGCGGACACCCAGAAGAAGAAGGACCUGAUCGUCAGCCUCCUGACAGAUCACGUCAAGCUGACCCAGACCGACCCUUCGGUGAUGAUGACCGCCCUGGUGGUGCCGCCCGCCGCCAUGAUCCUCAAGAGGGCUGGAGAGAACGUCCCCCAGGUUAAGAGAUUCCGGCUGAACCUCGUCCCCGACUAUCUCUUCGUUCCCGCCGUCACCUUCUUCGCCCUCUUCGGAACCAAGGCGCUGAAGAAUCAGGCCUAG
Spirodela intermedia is the source of this 1082-nucleotide messenger RNA. NCBI's taxonomy places the organism in Eukaryota, Viridiplantae, Streptophyta, Magnoliopsida, Alismatales, Araceae. The record is from the annotation of a GenBank genome assembly.